CAAAUACUUUAAAUUAAAAAUAUUAAUAAAAUAGUUAUUUCAUAAUAAUCCAGUAAAAUAUGACUUUAGUGUUGGGGUCAGUGUUGGGAGAGAUAUCCCAGAUAUACGAGUGGUGUCUCAUAGGACUCAUUGCGGCAGUGCUGGCGUAUUACCACUUCACGUGGAAGAGUGCGUUAAGCUAUUGGAAGAACCGAAACAUUUCUGGUCCCAAACCGAUCCCAAUAUACGGAAACUUCUUGAGUCCUGUCCUAAAGGCGCGGCCGGACGUGGAGAUGGAGUGGUAUAAGAAAUACGGCCGACUUUUUGGAGUGUUCACGUUUGAGAAGCCCGGCCUAACAGUGGCCGACCCGGAGCUCGUCAAACAAAUUCUGGUCAAAGAUUUUAAUGCAUUUCGUAACCGACGGACACCUGUCACCCGUCACUCCGUGUUUUCCAAAAUCAUGUUCAGUGCCAGGGAUGACGACUGGAAGCGGGUCCGGGCGAUAGCCAGCCCUACCUUCACGUCCGGAAAGAUGAGGAAAAUGUAUGCUCUGAUCAAUCAUUGCUGCAAAGAUUUCCUCAAUAACUUGGAUAAGGAUGUGUCGAAUGGUAUGAAUGAAGUCGAGUUGAAGCAACUGAUGGGCGCCUACACUAUGGAUGUGAUCGCCAGCUGUGCCUUCGCU
Molecule: messenger RNA, 662 nt
Organism: Oppiella nova
Lineage: Eukaryota; Metazoa; Arthropoda; Arachnida; Sarcoptiformes; Oppiidae
Source: the annotation of a GenBank genome assembly